CAUAGUAUAGUCACACCCACUCGAUGAGGAGCUGUUCGGGUGGUUUCGGUUAGAAUUUGGGAAACCGCUGCACACCAAAGAGAGCAGGCGCACCGAAUUCCCAAGAACCAAAGCCAGAGAUAGGAUCACUAAUUAGGAAUUUCCCUACUGAAAAGAGAACAACGAAUCAUUUUCCCGUUUCUUUUCCAAAAUGGACGCACAUAAAGUUUUGCAGAGUUUUUCUGUCACUUUCUGAGGCACGUUUUCUCUCCGGAAAGUAAGCAUUUUGGAAAACAAUAGCGGAAAAUUUGGGAAUACCAUAGUGGGAGAAGUUUCCAGCAAUGCAGCAGUUACAUCCACUAACACUCGGAGCGCGCAUUAAAAGCAGAAGUUCUCCUCAGGAACUAGUGCUGGACGGAGGGAAUAACAGUUUGGUUUUAUAACUUCUCUUCGCCCUCUCCUCCUCUUUUCUCUCCUCAGCCUCAGCCUCUGGAGUCUGAAAGAAAGUGGAUAAGCGACUUAUGCGGAUAAAAUUUCUUCCAAACGCUUGAAGUCGAAGGUUUUGAGACCCCGGAGAUACAGAAUACCCCAUCUGAACUUCGAGAGAUUGUAAAAGAAAGGAAUGCUGAGCAGAAGAGGCGCAUGGAGAGAUGCUGUUUCUUCUACCAUGGAUCUAAAGUGCACUUUAGCGGGUGUAGUGCUUUUGCUUCUGUGCUUGUGUCCAGGUUUCAGUCAAGAACUCAAUCCAAAGGGCAGGAACGUGUGCAAAGUUUCAGGGUCAGCAGGGUUUACGUGUUGCAGUGGAUGGGCACAGCAAGGCGAUGAGUGUUUAACGCCUCUCUGUGAAGGUAACUUCACGUGUAAUGAAAACGAGGUUUGUGUCCGACCAAACGAAUGUCGCUGCCGUCAUGGAUAUUUCGGGGCAAGUUGUGACACAAAGUGUCCGCCUCAGUUCUGGGGUCCAGACUGUAAAGGCAUGUGCACAUGUCACCCUAACGGUAAGUGUGACGACGUGACCGGGAAGUGCACAUGCUACUCAAACCGCUGGGGCGAGAACUGCGAGUACCCCUGCAACUGCCAGAGAGGAAAGUGUGACCAGGAAACGGGCAAAUGCACCUGCCAUGUGGGUUUCUGGGGGCCGCAGUGCAACAACAACUGCUACUGCAGCAUCAACUCAGUGUGUGACCAAAACACAGGCCGCUGCAUUUGUAAUCCCGGCUGGUUCGGGAGAAACUGCGGCGCUCAGUGUACGUGCAAUAAUUCACCCUGUGAGCAGUUCACAGGCCGCUGCCAGUGCCGAGAGAAGCUUUGGGGUCAACGCUGCGAGCGGCAGUGCCAGUGUGGGCAUGGAAAGUGUAACCAGGCGGAUGGAUCAUGCACCUGUAAACCCGGAUACAGGGGGAAGCUGUGCCGUGAACCAUGUCCAGCUGGACUGUAUGGACAGAACUGCAGGAACAAAUGUGGUCACUGUAAAGGUCAGCAGCCCUGUAAGGUGACGGAGGGUCACUGUGAGACCUGUGAAAGUGGCUGGAACGGGACCAAAUGUGAUCAAAUCUGUGCAGGGGGCUACUUCGGAGAGAACUGUAAAGAUCAGUGUCCACCAUGCAAAGAUGGUCACUUCUGCAACCGCAUCGAUGGAAAGUGCUCACACUGCAACCCCGGCUGGAUUGGAGACCGCUGUGAGGUUCGCUGUCCUAACGGCACAUAUGGAGAAAACUGUGAGAAAGACUGCAGUCAUUGCUUUAACGGAGACUGUCAUUUCGCCACAGGAGAGUGUCUGUGCGACCCGGGAUUCUACGGGACAUACUGCAACCUGACCUGUGAGUUGGGUCAUUUCGGAGUGAACUGUGCCCAGGACUGUCUAUGUCAUGACAAAAACUGCAACCCAGUAUCCGGAGCCUGCAACUUAUAUCCUAAUCAGCGGAUGGGAGUAAUAGCUGCAGGAACGCUGGUCACAUUCCUGCUGGUGGUUCUUCUGUCUCUGCUGUGCUGCUGCUUCCUCUGUAGCAACAAACACAACCGCAACCCCGACCAGGAAAACUCCACCAACAGCAAGAAGGCCAAAAUAAUCCUCUGUGGUGGAUUCAGUCGAAUCAGCACCAAACUUCCCAGAAUCCCUCUGAGGAGACAGAAACUACCCAAAGUCGUCGUCACCCACCACGAUCCUGAAAACACCUUCAACAGUAUCAUCGAGCCUCCAUCUGUGGUGGACCAGCCUUCUCCGUCAUGGUCAUCCCAGGAGUCUUUCUCUUCCUUCGAGAACAGCGAAGACGGGCCGGUUUACUGCGUACCCCAUGAAGAGACUACAAACGAGAGCUGUGAAAAGCGAAGUUCUAGUGCCGCUCUAGAAAUAUCACCAACACCUAAUGAGGACGACGCAGGCGAGUACACAUCCCUCAAAGACACAAGAGAACCCACAAAGCCGUUUGUAAGCGAUGGGACGGAGCAGCCUCUGCUCAAGUCUUCAGACAGCGAGUGCUCCACCAGCGGUUCUGAGUCCACCAUCGCAGCCGUUUACGCCCAUGUCGCCCGCCUUUCCAAACACUCCAAAGAGGAUUACGACAGCGGCGCACCAGAGAAGACCAAAGAGAAGACCAAACCUCGUCCUCCAGACCCGUCCACCAAGCCAAAGGUGUCCUGGAUCCAUGGAACAUCCGGAAACAACCCACCAGAGACUCCUUCACCACAAAAAGAAAAGAAGAACAGCUCAGAAGGUUCAGGAAAGGGUGACGAGAAGCAGAGAUCGAAGGAGAGAUCAAGCAAGAACCGGGAAAAGCAUCAGGAUAAUAAAAAAGCAGAUGAAUCUCCUAGCAAAAGCAUCUCUCACAAAGCUUCGGACACCAUUGAGCAUCUCAACGGAACAUUCCAGAACGCCCUGAAGAAGAUCGGAAACUUCCAUUCAGAUAAGAAAACUAAUGACGCCAAUAAAGAUCCACCCAAGAGCCCGAAAAUUAUGCAUCCGCACAUGAACUCUGAGGCCGCCACACUACUCGCCGCUCAGCUGAAGGAAAAAACCCAAAGCCUUAACCGAAAUGAGGGUCUCACAGUGGGCAUCAAACCCAACGGCGUCUCAACGCCUCAAGCCAACCGAGAGAAACCCACGCCACCUCAAAAAACCAAACGCUCCGCAACCGGGACCAACAAGCCCCUUCUUCCCACUUCCAGCAACCUCCAGAAGAUGGUGGCUCCUAUUUCAGACUCUACUCCUGAAGCCAAAAGCCCAGAAAAACAAGGGCUCAAUGGGACCAGAGUUGAAGGAGACGCCACACCCAGGAAAACACCCAUCAAAAAACCACCGAGGAAGAAAGGAAAGGAGGGAACGCCGGAGACGGAAGGCAAAACCACUCCAAAGACGGCCAUUAUGCCACCUCAGACUGUCAAAUAGAUCCAUUUUUGGUGCGUUCAGUUUUGAGAACGAUUACAAACAUACACUUUCUCUAAUCUUUUGUUUAAACUAUAUAGGAAUUGGAUGGAUUUUUGGUUUCUUUAUACAGACGAGCUGCUUACAGGAUUUAAUAUUUUGAAGGAUCGCGGUUCUCGCUAACUUUUUGAAGUCCUGGAAUCGGAAACAACGUCAAGGCUUAAUAAAAGGAAGAGUAAAUGCAUUUAAUAAGCUCAUUUUGUAUGCUCUCAGUUUCACAUAUGCAUUACUCCACCAAAUUUUCCAAAGCUUUGUUAAUUGUUUGAUCAGCAGGUUUGUUUGAGAAAGGUUUGUAUUUAGCACUGUAUUCAGAGGUGUAAAGUAUGAACCAAAGGUACUUUAAAGGUACAGGAGGAAUGAUGUAGAUAUCUCAGGCCAUAUACAUGUAUAUUCAAUUCAGUAAGUGAUGUCAUGAAGGAAACAGUUUGCUUUGUUUCAGUGACACUUAUGUUCGUCAACGCUGCAACUAGCAUCCUGCUUUUUAAGCUUAAAAUAAUUCUUGCUAAUCCACAGGGAUAAACAUAUACUUGCUGCUGAAUCUAAACAGUCAUUUUUACUUUGAGAUUAAGCUUGAUUUAAUUGUUCCCAUAAAGAGCUCAGUAAAGCUUUAGCAUCAAUGAAGAUUAAAUGAAGUAUCAACAAGAAUUACUGGGGCUUGGAAGUCCACUAAAGCCAGCUAAAAAUGCACAGCUAUGAGCACUCAGAAGCACUUCUGUGGUGCUACAUUUUUCAGGGAUGCACUGAAUUUAUUGGUCACUGAAAAUUAUCGUCUGCUAAUUAUUAUAAAGGCUGAUUUAUACUUCUGCAUAGAGUGAUUGCUGUGACCCACGCCGCAUGCCUUGCGCGUAGCCGUGCAUUAAUACUUCUGCAUUCUGUUUGUGUUGCUCUGCAAUAACUCUUCCAAAACAAUACCUGGCAGCAGGUUAUGUUCCUCUGGGUCGAGUUUCUUCCUGAGUGUUUUGUUUUUUCUGAAUGCUACCUUAAUGUACAAGUAGCUAAAACUUGCUCAUUUAGAAGCAGGAACCAGCAGACGUGCAACAACUUUAGUCAAAGUAAACACAAAACAGAAUUAUUCAUCUGAAGCUCCUUUACAGGACUCCAUAAAUACUCCUACUGGCUUGCUGCUCUCCCACGGCUAUCGGCCCACCAACACUCAUCAACGCUACCAAGCCAACCAAUCACAGAGCUUGUGCUAUGCGUCGUCACAACAUGUAGUUACAUGUGCACCAGCAGUGGCAUCAGCCAUGGCGAAAAGUAUGCGACUGCAUGAAGGCUCUGCUGGACCAUCCGCGAGCACUCAAUGCAAAAGUAUAAAUCAGUUUAUAGUCAGAUCACAUUUUCAGCCAAUAAGUUUUGGUAACCGAAAAAACAAAAACACCAAAAAAUAUGGGCCAAAAACUGCUAUGAUUUUUUAUUUUUAAAUUAGAAUAAUAAAGUGAUUUAAAUUUUUUUUUUAAUAAAAAGUGGCUUAUAUUAUUUAAUAAAAUGAUAAUCAAUUUUCAGUUUUGGCCAAGAAUUUUAAUUUCAGUGUAUCCCUAGUUGUUGUUUACAUUGUGAACAAGUUCACUUAAAACAUCCUGAAAAGUGAAGCCAAAAUAUGUUAUAUUCCCCCUAGUGGCUGGCUGCAGUAUUUGAUAUCAGAUACUGCAUACUCCAUUAUAAAAGAGUGCUUUUUAAAUCAUAUACAUCAUGAACUUCAAAAAAAAAAAAGAUGUCACACUGCACUUUUCUCCCCAUAGAUUUCCAUUCAUUCGCACAAGAAUAGAGCAGACCUGAAACACAAGCUUGUGCGACAAGUUUCGCAGUUUGCUGCAUUGGAAAGUUCACGCUUGGUGAACUCUGACCUGCGAAAUCACAUCACAUGACUGCGUGAGACCAAUUGAAGAUCAAAACAUGAACUCACUGUACAGAAGUUUAAAAUAUGGACCAAUCACUCAUAUUUUUUUUUUUAUGUCCAAUAGUCUUGUUUAAUUCCCUCCCUUUCCUCAGCAACUUACGACAGAACUUUGCAAGCUCAAACUCUAGUGUGACUGUGGCAUAAGUACGACAGUCAAACCACUUAUCCGAAAUUUCAUUGACAAUCGUAAUGGUUUAUUUUGGGUGAAUUAAUGGGAGCCCUGGGGAUCGAAGAGAGGCUGGAUUGACCACCCACCCCCACCCUCUAGAUCCGAAGUUUGUUUUUCUAAUGUUUUGAUGCUAUAAAAACAGAGUUUAGUAGAGUUGGCAGUUUUUCGAGAACAUACCCCCUCACUUGUAAUCAACACAGAACAGGCUCCAAACUACUUUUAACAUUUUUGGCUUCACUUUUUAUUGACUUCCGACAUAGCAGCACUUCCAUUGGAAACAAUUAAAAUCAACAAAAUCAUUCUCUGGAAUACAAAUGCUUUGGUGGACACAGGGCCUAAGUCCAUUUAUGCUGGCAUUCAGGCUGUCUAUAUGCUAUUAUUAGUUCCAAAAAAUUUAAAUCACGCUUAAAUGAUUAGUUCAUCAAUAACCACCUUAUAUCUCAAUCAUUAAGCUUUCUUGCAGGUCUCACAUGCUUAUCUGUAUGUGACCAAAGGCGCAUAGUAACUUUGGCAUUAAAAAUGAGCAUAUUAGGAAAUAUUUGUUAUAUAUAAUUGCCAAAACACAGUACCUGACAAGUCAUUGAUCCCAGUUGUAAGAUUAAUAAAUAAUAACUUGACUUCUAGUUGAUCAUUUGGAAAAGUGGCUGAAGGUAGAUUUUUCUGAUGAAUCCUCUGUUGAACUGCAUCCCAAUCAUCACAAAUACUGCAGAAGACCUGUUGGAACCUGCAGGGACUCAAGAUUCUUACAGAUAUCAGUCAAGUUUGGUGAAGGAAAAAUCAUGGUUUGGGGUUACAUUCAGUAUGGGGGCGUGCGAGAGAUCUGCAGAGUGGUUGACAGCAUCAACAGCCUGAGGUAUCAAGACAUUACAUUACAAGUCACAGAAGAGGGCAAAUUCUUCAGCAGGAUAGCGCUCCUUCUCAUACCUCAGCCUCCACAUCAAAGUUCCUGAAAGCAAAGAAAGAAACAUGAAAGACAUGAAAAUUAUUGAGCAUGUCUGGGGUAAGGUUAAGGAUGAGGCACUGAAGAUGAAUCCAAAGAGUCUUGAUGAACUCUAGAAGUCCUGCAAGAACGCUUUCUUUGCCAUUCCAGAUGACUUUAUUAAUAAGUUAUUUGAGUCAUUGCAGAGAUGUAUGGAUGCAGUCCUCCAAGCUCAUAAGAGUCAUAGACGAUAUUCAUUCUUUUCCCACUGCACUAUGACUUUAUAUUCUAUACUGUACAUUAUUUCUGUAAAGUGACAAGACUUUUGUCUAAGCAAAGUCAGACCUUACUGUCCUAAUUAAGUAAUUCAAAAUUAAGGCAUGAUCAUAUUUUAUUUUGCUAAAAUAAGCAUAAUCUAGAGGCCUUUGCCUUUCAUAUAAGCCAUUUCUGACACCAAGUGAUCAACUAAAAGUCAAGCUAUUAUUUGUUGUUCCUAAAACUUGGAUACACUCUCAGAAAUAAAGGUACACAAGCUGUCACUGGGGUGGUACCUUUACAAAAGCAACAAAUGUGUACCUAAAAGGUCCAUAUUAAUACCUCAAGGGUACAUAUUAGUACCUAAAAAGAACAAAAAAGUGUACCUCUUAAAAUUUGUAGGUACUAAUACAUACUUUUGAGGUUCCAAUAUGGACUCUUCAAGUACAAAUAUGUACCUUUUGAAAAGGUGCCACCCCAGAGACAGCUCAUGUACCUUUAUUUCUGAGUGUAGGCGACAAGACUUUUGUCAAAAGACAAGACUUUUGUCAAAAGUAUAAAUAUAUGGGACAAAGGUGAAAAUGGGCACAAGCAUGACAAGAAUGAGUGUAAUACAGCCAAGCAAACAAAUUAUCACACAUUUUGACCAUGUUUUACAGAAUACAUUUGCUGAAAUUACAUUCAGUGUAACUUAUUAAUUAAUAGUUACUAUUAACUAUUGAUUAAUAGUUAAUAUCCUUUGGGGGGGGGCAUAUUUAAGAAUCUAGUGCAGCCUCAAUACAUGCAUCAGUUAUCAUUUUACAUCUUUAUACUUUGCCACUAUCAUUUAAACCACUAGAUUUUAGCCAUUUGUCAGAAAAAAUGUUUUAGUAAUUUAAAAGUAUAAAAUUUAGUUUGAGUGCUUAUAUAUUUAUAUACUGCUUUAUAACAAGUACAGGUAAGAAUUAAUACAUAUGUCGUUUCAUUUUUACAUUAAUAUAUCAGUUACGCUAAAUGACGAUGGAACAGAACAUUGUGUCACAAAAGAUUCGCUUUACCUGCAUGUAAAAUGCUUUCUGUGUAUAAAACAUCACUUUUGUUCAUUUAACGUUAAUGCAGACACUAAAACAGGCCAUCUCAUAUGUAGCGGUCGUCCUUACAAAUAUUAUUUACCAAAGAAGUGUUACUUAUCCUGCCGCAGAUACAAUCAGUAGGCCUGAAUGAUGCCAGUAUUAAUUCCUUAGCUUUUAUGAAUACAAUAAGAGUUCAUGGCUAUAAAAAUAAAUGGAUACAAUACCUGUUAUCGGUAUUGUGUUGAUUUAUUUAGCUGUGAAUUGCAUUAUGGGAUGUUGAUCUCUGCUCUGAUGACUUUUGAUGCUAAAAUUUCAACCCUACAGUUUAACAAAGUGACUUCUAUUGACAUUUUAGUAGUUUGACAUAAUAUAAAGAUAUAAUAUGUAGAGAAAUAAAUCUGUAAAAUAACAGAAAACGUACUGGGGGUUUAUUAUAAAGUUUUUGUAGCAUAACAUACAACAUUAACCCAGACAAUAUAUCACUUUAAACUAUAAAAAUGUUACUAAAAGUCACUUUUUUGAGCUUUUCAAGAUUAAGAAAUGUUGGAAGUAAGAUCUAGAUGCCAUAAUGCAAUUCAAGAGCAUAAAUAAAUGGAAAAAAAAUAAAUAGAACUAAUCAAAAACCCAGAAAACUGCUAAUAUGGAGAUAUUUUUUGUAGUGUAUUUAGUAUGUUUUGGUUUUGAUCUGAAACACCCCAGAGCACUUGCAAAUAUUUUAGCAUUGCACCAAAAUAAUUCUAAAAGAAAAUUAAGAAAUAAAUGCAGUAAUAAUUCACGAAAACGUAUGUGAAUGCUUACAUUUCAACAAAGAGCUGCGGAUUAAAUAUGCCUACAGCAUUUAUAGAGUUUUUUCUCUCACAAAAUCCAGAUUUGACAUUGUAGUGUACAGUAACUGCCAUUCCCUUCUUAUGGUACCUUCUAUUUUUCUACAUGCUAAGAUAUUUUGUAAUAAUAUUUGUACCUUCAUUGGUAAGCUGUGCUUAUACAACGUAUAUCUUGCUUUCUUUAUUUGUGUGUGUGUCAAAUGAACUGGUUUUCAAAUUUGAUUACAUUUCUCUUUCUUUGUUGUUGUUGUUUGUAUAAACAUCAGGUACAUUUGAUUUUUAUCAUUGAAAUAUCUCUCAACGUCUUCACGUUUCUCUGUGGAUGUUAUUGUUUUUUUUUUUAAUGAACGAUAAACUGCAUGAUGCAGAGGUCAGUGAUUGGUUAAAUAUCUAUGCAUGUUGUGUUUGUUCGUACUGCCUUUCUUUACAUACGACAAAAAAACGACUUGUCAUGUUUUUUUGCACGAAUCCACCACAUUACCAGCCGCAGUAUAAGAUUUACAGGAGUAUAAACAACAGAUUUUUGUCUGCUCUAGACUUUGGAGUGAGCUUUUGACUGGAGCUCGGCUUUAAAAAAAAAACAUUGAACAUUAUCAAUAACACACAUUAUGUUCAUUUAUUUUGUCCUGAUUGUUUGGAAUUUGUUUUGCUGAUGUGUGGUUGUUCAGUUACCGUAUUUGAAAUAAAAGCAAACCUGUAGCUCAUGAA
This is a messenger RNA of Danio aesculapii, 9224 nucleotides long. It is a transcript of the gene scarf2, whose product is annotated as scavenger receptor class F, member 2. Gene Ontology annotation, molecular function: scavenger receptor activity. NCBI's taxonomy places the organism in Eukaryota, Metazoa, Chordata, Actinopteri, Cypriniformes, Danionidae. The transcript is spliced from 11 exons. The record is from RefSeq and is a predicted model, not a curated record. Bases 602 to 3364 code for a protein of 920 amino acids.